CCGGGAUUACGGAUGUUAAAAGGUACAGCACUUUCCGGCUUUUAUUUACACGGACUCAGUUCCAAAAAGAAUUUCCCAGCUAACUAAUUUUGGCCACGGAUGCAAUGGCUCACGGUGCCAGUCAUGGCAAGCUGCUCCUGCAGCGCCUACAUCAGCAGCGGGAAAUGGACUUCCUGUGUGAUGUCACCAUCAUGGUCAGAGACGUGGAGUUCCGCGCACAUCGUAACAUACUGGCUGCGUUCAGUAAGUACUUUGCCUCCCAAGCUGAGAAGGACCAGGACGUCACCACUUUGGACCCCGACAAAGUCAGUCGCUACGCCUUGGAGAAGCUGCUGGAGUUUGUCUACACGGGACAGAUGAACCUCAGCAGCACCAGACAAGCCGCUGUCCGCCGAGCCGCCAUCUUCUUGGGCAUGUCUGACGCCACAAAGUAUCUGGAAGGAAUUUCUCAUUUGUCUGAGGCCAGCGAGGCGUCCCAGUCCGAGCUGGACAAAGAGGCGGGCCUGUCUUCGCUCAGUCCAGGCUCACCGGGCAGUACUCGCUCCCCCGCCCCUCUGUCGAUCGUCUCUGUGUCAGGUGCGUGUUUGGAUGAGAGCCAAGCAGGCCAGGAAGACGAGGAAACCCAGAAAGGCCAGGUGGGCGAGGAAGGCCAGGUCAGCGAGGAAGGCCAGGUCAGCGAGGAAGGCCAGGUCAGCGAGGAAGGCCAGGUCAGCGAGGAAGGUCAGUUCGGUGAGGAAGGCCAGCAAGAUCUGGAAGGCCAGAAAAAUCAGGAAAGCCAAGCCGCCGGCUUGGAAGAGGAAGGAGGAAUUGCCAGCCACGAACUGGCGGAGCCUAGCGAUGCUGUCGCCAACACCACCAAACUGGCAGCCCCAAGGGGGAGGGGACGUGGCCGAGGCAGGGGUCGCGGCAGGGGCAGAGGCCGAGGAAGAGGAGGAUUAAGCCUGGUCAAGACCGAAGAAGACUUCCUUGAUGAUUCCGACACCAGCAUCAAGGAUUUCGGGGACACGUCGGCCGACUGGAGCCCCUCGCUAGACGAGCCACUUCCCAAGAGGACCCGCAUAGGGGAGCCCCGGCGCGGACGUGGCCGGGGACGCGGACGUGGCCGAGGGAGGGGCCGAGGGAGAAGUAAAGCGGAGGGCGAGGAGGACGACGACGAUAGCGGCGACGAAGGGACGGAGGACGCAGAGCAGGACGCCUCCAACGCCUCGCAAGAGACCACGCGGACCUGCAUUGAGUGCAACAGGACCUUCAAGGACUUGUGCAGCCUGCGGAGGCACGAGCAGAUCCACGCCGGCCUCAAGCCCUUCAUCUGCAUCUUCUGCUCCAAAACGUUCCGACAAGCUACGCAGCUCAAAACUCACCUGCGUACGCACACAGGCGAGAAGCCCUUCAGCUGCAAUGACUGCGAAAAGUGUUUUGCUCAGAAGUGUCAGCUGGUGGCUCACCGCCGCAUGCACCACGGCGAGGAGAAGCCCUACACUUGCGAGCGCUGCGGCUUCAAGUUCGCCACCUCGUCUAACUACAAGAUCCACGUCAGACUGCACAGCGGCGAAAAACCGUACGUAUGCGACGUGUGCGGCCAGGCCUUCGCCCAGUCCAGCACGCUGACCUACCACAAGCGGCGACACACGGGCGAGAAGCCCUAUCAGUGCGACCUGUGCGGCAUGUCCUUCUCCGUCUCGUCCUCGCUCAUUGCACACGCGCGCAAGCACACGGGCGAGACGCCCUACAAGUGCUCCCAGCCGCAGUGCGACAGCAGCUUCGUCACCUCGUCCGAACUGAAGAAACACAUGCGGCGGCUCCACCCGGACGGCACCAACGGCGUGCAGUGCCUACUGUGUGGGAAUCGCUUCGCUAGCGUCAAGAACAUGAUCAAGCACCAGGAGAAGGCGCACGCCGAUGAGGUGCGACAACACAAAGAGAGGGCGCGCGCAGUCGUCCUGCUGGCGUCCAGCCACCCGAUCGCCUUCGUGCAGAGCAAACUGAGCAAGGACGGCAAAAGUCUGAGCUCUAUCCCCGAAGCCGAGCCGAGCGAGCCGGAACCGGCCACGCCUCAGGCCGGCGGCGUGUCGGACACCGCCGCCCUGAGCGAGACGCUACAAGAUCUGAAAGCGGAGCCCAGCCACAUGCCCAUCUCCCAAGCCGAGGCGACGACCUUCGAGACCGAUCCCGUGUCCACCAUCAACUCGGAAACGCUGCACGCGCUGGUGGAGCAGCUGAGGCCGCCUCCCUCGCCGGCGCAGAACCUGGAGCAGAUAGUCAUCAUCCGCACGGUGGACAACAUGGAGAACAAUGCGCCGACGCAGUGAGUUUUGCAUAGUGAUGUACACGUUCCUUCGAUAUCCUUACUAGCCAAUUUGAGGGUCCAUGUACACGUGCGCGCAUUGACUUCAUGUACAUGUACUAGUACACCUCCUCAUCACUACCAAGACAAAUUUCUCGUGCUUGUAAGAACCACGAGGGCAACCGCAUAGAUCAGGGAUGAGAAUUUUCCGCUGAUCCGCAGAUUUCCGU
This is a messenger RNA of Syngnathus acus (greater pipefish), 2514 nucleotides long. RefSeq names its product myoneurin (gene mynn). Gene Ontology annotation, cellular component: nucleus. Gene Ontology annotation, biological process: regulation of transcription by RNA polymerase II. Gene Ontology annotation, molecular function: DNA-binding transcription activator activity, RNA polymerase II-specific; RNA polymerase II cis-regulatory region sequence-specific DNA binding; protein binding. NCBI's taxonomy places the organism in Eukaryota, Metazoa, Chordata, Actinopteri, Syngnathiformes, Syngnathidae. The record is from RefSeq and is a predicted model, not a curated record. The transcript is spliced from 8 exons. Bases 105 to 2309 code for a protein of 734 amino acids.